AUGGAUAAGCAGCUCGACGUAUGCUUCGACCGUGUCGAGAAGGCAUUGGGCACGCUGGUCGACUCGAUUGCCAAGUAUCAUCCCUCCGUCGCCCAAGUUAACGAACUGGGGCUCGCCGACGUUGAGCUCAACAAGGGCCUCGAGGACUUACAAACCCACCAAUCUAACCACCGACGGAUCCAGGAUCUACGAGCAGCGACAACCAGCUUCGAUACUCAGAUCAAGGAUACACUGCGCCUACUGGCCAACACGCGGAAGGAACUUGUCAAUGCUCCUGCCACCGUUUUCCCGUCUGACCGCCCUAGCUACGAUAUCGACUACGACGAACUACUCGCCUACGCUAGCCGGAUUAGCAAAACUACUAUCCCUCCCGCUGGUGCGGCGAACGGCCUUUCAACUGAACCCAAAACCGAGAAUAGCGGAGGACCUGGAAUAGAGACGGCUGCCACAACACCCGCGGGAGGGACACCGGCGAACACGAAUGGAGCGCAACAACAAGACCUCACGUCGCAGUCACAGCAGCUCGCUACCACAGGCAGCGGCGAUGCGGUAGCCACACAAGAGGAACUACCAUGGAAGUUAAACCCAUUCAGCGACGUCGAAUUCGUGCCCUGGCCAAGCGAGGAGUCCGUGCGCAAAGGAGCGCUAGUUACUCUAGCCUUCCUCUCGGAGAAAGGUAUCGACCCGGAGAACUACGACCCCGAGGAAGAAAAAGCGCGCAAGGAGCGCGAAAAGGAAGAACAGCAGGCAGCAGAAGAAAGAGAGAGGCAAGAGCGCGAGGAGAGGGAGCGUAGGGCCAGAGAGGAGCAAGCACGGCUGCGGGCCGAGCGCGAGAAAGAGCAGAGGGAGGCGUGGCGGCGCGCCAGCGUUACUGGGGGUGCGGGACCAAGUCAAUCGUCGCCGGUGGGAGAGAAGAAGCAGUUCCAGUUUAUGGCUGAUGAUGAUGAGGAUGAUGACGAGUGA
This is a messenger RNA of Daldinia loculata, 963 nucleotides long. RefSeq lists its product as uncharacterized. Gene Ontology annotation, molecular function: transcription coregulator activity. The transcript is spliced from 2 exons. The record is from RefSeq and is a predicted model, not a curated record. Gene Ontology annotation, cellular component: mediator complex; core mediator complex. Gene Ontology annotation, biological process: regulation of transcription by RNA polymerase II. NCBI's taxonomy places the organism in Eukaryota, Fungi, Ascomycota, Sordariomycetes, Xylariales, Hypoxylaceae. The coding region runs from base 1 to 963 and encodes 320 amino acids.